AUGGCGGUCUCGCAUUACGCUUAUCUCAAGCUCAAAAUGCCAGGGCCCAGCGGCGUGAUCACCGUUUCAGGAAAUUUCACGCGAUCAGACCUCUGCGACAAAGAAUUCCACACAAUUUCUGAGUCCUUCAGCAUGCAUGAAGAAUUUGAGCAGCAAAAAGCCUCAACUGGCUUAGAGCAAACACCAAUCUCUAAGAAGCCGGCUCAUCAGCCCAAGUUCAACAAGAAAGUGGACACCAAGGAGGUCCAGGUCCAUCCGACCGACUCUAGCAAGACCGCUGUCAUAUCUACAAGCCUUCCUCCGGCACAGGAGAACGCGCUCGUCGAGUUCCUCCAUGAGCGCUGGGAAAUCUUUCCCUGGUGCCAGCAGACAUGCCAGGAAUUCCCAGGGAAUUAG
Molecule: messenger RNA, 396 nt
Organism: Brachypodium distachyon (stiff brome)
Lineage: Eukaryota; Viridiplantae; Streptophyta; Magnoliopsida; Poales; Poaceae
Exons: 1
Coding region: 1-396 (131 amino acids)
Source: RefSeq, a predicted model, not a curated record